AUGGCGACUGGGGCUGUGUAUCGAAAUCAAGAGCAGUUUGUUCGUGCAGCGACAGAAGACAUCUACAACAUGGUCAGCCCUGUGGAUUUAUUCUCUGUCGCCAUGCGCAGCGCCAGACAGGUCAACUUGCUGUACGGCAUUCAAGGGGUCCAGAAUCUUCUCCUCGUCGCCCGCUUCUGCUUCUUCCAAGACGUGGGGAUGAGCCUAUGGGAUCUUGCUUCGCUCAAUAUGCGCACGUGUAUAGAGUGUGGCUUUCAUCGUCAACCAACUGCCCCUCUUCCCGCUAUCGAGGAACAGAUGCGCCGACGCGUCUUCUGGCAAUGCUAUGGGCUUGAGCGAUAUGCCAGCACAACCCUUGGCCGGCCAUUCACUAUUCCAGAUGAGGCCAUCACUGUCAAGCUUCCUGCCAAUGUAGAUGAUAGCGUGUUACAGGAAGCGGCCAGUCUGCUUCCAAACACAUCCCUAGACGAACUAACCGAGGCACAAGCACCUCCCAAAGGCCUGACUGACACAUCAGUGGCCAUCUCUCAUAUACAGCUGCGCCAGAUAACAUCUCGCAUGUCCCGAGAUUAUAGAAUUUUGAGAAAUCAAUUGCUCACCUCACAAGACUUGCCGGGAUCGUCACGAUACUCGGCUGACGAUCUGGACCUGUUCACUUUGAACGGCAAGGUUUGGAACAUUUACUACCAAUACUCACAAGAGUUACACAAUUGGAGAUUAUACAGUGGAAUGCAUACACACAAGGAUGUUGCGCCUGAUUCAAAUGGGCAGCUUUUUCUGCAUGAUAGCAGAUGGAUCGAUCUUCACUUUCACCAGGAAAAGCUUUUCCUAAUCCGCCUUUCCAUUGAGCCCAGCUCCGCGACCGAUUCCCACUUCAUCAAUCCUGGAGAUUUACUUGAAGAACUAUAUGACGCUGCAAGUAAUGUGAUUAUACUAUACGCAGAUAUUGCGGACGAUGCAAAAAUUGAGCCCACGGCUGGGAGGCUCUAUCGAGUUCUGACGGCCGGCCUCUCGAUAUUGUAUACGAUCGUGAUCGAGUCUCAGGUGGGACAGGCCAAGGACAAGCAACACAAUGGCCCUUCCAGACCACCCUCGUCACGGCAGAGCAUAUCAGGGAAAAAGUCACUACUGAGGAAAUGCACAGAUACACUUGAUCGCAUGGCCAAACAAAUGACGAAUCAACAUCUCACGCCUAGAUAUGUGGGCUACUUUGAGCUUCUUUGCAGGGAAACCUUACGGAUACUUCCAAAGUCGACGGCAAAAGAGUCCACAAGUUCAGAUUCUUCCGGCCAACAGGCUAUGCAACAUAGUGUUCCUCAAACGCAUGCCAGUGCUGCGUCUGCUUCAGCUAUAUCAACCGCUUUCGCUCCACUGCAAGAUGUAUCUCCAGACUACUUUGGCUCCAGCUUGAUCACGGCACCACUCACAUGCCAGUUGCCUGUAGAGCAUACCCAACCUUGUUACUGUGCUGUUAUUGGGAACCAUCUGGACAGCAUUCCGGGGGUCACGUCGUGGCCGGAUUUCCCAACCUCAUGCGAAGGGGUGGAUGGAGUCUCAGAGACGUACGAUCCUGCUGCAAUGUUUGGUUCUGAAUGGGGUGAAGCCACAGAAAUUUGGGAAGCAUUAUUUGGUAAUGGACAGUUAUGGGCCACGGAAAGCUCCUCCUUUUAUUAA
This is a messenger RNA of Clonostachys rhizophaga, 1674 nucleotides long. NCBI's taxonomy places the organism in Eukaryota, Fungi, Ascomycota, Sordariomycetes, Hypocreales, Bionectriaceae. The record is from the annotation of a GenBank genome assembly.